Messenger RNA from Puma concolor (puma), 684 nucleotides. RefSeq names its product ubiquitin conjugating enzyme E2 U (gene UBE2U). Lineage: Eukaryota; Metazoa; Chordata; Mammalia; Carnivora; Felidae. The record is from RefSeq and is a predicted model, not a curated record.
AUGCACCGCAGGGCUUACUUCUUGCUGGAAAGAGACUUCCAAGAGUUGAAGGAGAACAAUUUUAAGGGUAUUACUGCCUUUCCUGUAAGUGAAGAUCUGAUGGAAUGGGGAGCUAGUAUUCAAGGUCUACAGAAUACAGUUUGGCAAGGAUUAUUCUUCCAACUGACAAUAAAUUUUACAUCGGAGUACAAUUUGGUGCCUCCAGUUGUGAAAUUCUUAACAAUUCCUUUUCAUCCAAAUGUAGACCAAAAUACUGGUCGGGCCUGUAUAGAUUUUUUGGACGACCCUGCUAAGUGGAAUACAAGCUAUACAUUGAGCAGCAUUCUAUUUACCCUCCAGGUUAUGCUUUCGAAUCCAGUGCUAGAAAAUCCAGUGAAUUUGGAAGCAGCCCAAAUGCUGAUUAAAGAUGAAUCUCUGUACAAACAAAUAGUUCUAAGAUUUUUCAACCAACCAUCACAAUUGAGAGAUGACAGGCCUGAGUCACUUAAAGAUCCAGAUAAAUUUAUCAGAUCAACUAAGGCAGUCUCAUUUAAUGAUUACUACAAGACAUGGUCUGGAAUAGCCACAUCCAAAGCCACAGAGUAUUAUAGAAGUCCAUUGCCUGAAGAUCCACAUUUUAUUGGAGAGUAUCAUAAAUGGAAGAAACUUGAAUUAAAACAUCCUAGAGAAUGGAAUCUAAAGUAA